CCUCCUUUUGCAGCGGCCGCUGCCAUCUUCACCGGGGCGGAAGAGCCAAGUACGCGAGUUUCGUCUUGACAGCGCCUUCGGGCCCGAGCUGUGUUGUGUCAGGCCGUUCCCUGGCGUGACACAGAUUUGAAGAAGGGAAAUGGAUGGCGGAACCCCAAAACCAACGGUAAAUGGCUUCACCAUGAAAUCACAACUUCAGGUUACAGUCAUAUCUGCUAAACUGAAAGACAGCAGAAAGAACUGGUUCGGCCCAAGCCCGUACGUGGAAGUGUCAGUCAAUGGACAAUCAAAGAAAACUGAAACCCGGAACAACACGCACAGUCCCAAAUGGAAGCAGCACCUCACUGUCAUUGUUACCCCAUUCAGUGUGUUAAAUUUCCGCGUAUGGAGCCAUCAGACUUUAAAAUCAGAUGCCCUCCUUGGCACCGCAUCGCUGAAUCUGCAGGAAACCCUACUUGCUAAUAACAUGAAACUGGAGGAAGUGAUUGUGAACUUACAGCUGCAAGGAGACAGAGAGACAGUGGGUGACUUAUCAGUGUGCUUGAAUGGGUUGCAGGUAGAUCCAGAGCUCUUGGCUAAUGGAGAUGCUACUUGUGUGCCAGCUUCCACUGAUAACUCAAGAGUACAGAUUGAUGCUGCGGCUGCCAGCACUGAUGGCACAGAUGGCGCCAGUCCAAGUGAAGAUCGCAGAUCCAAUGGCACCAAUUCACCAUCCUUGUCCAAUGGAGGUUUUAAACCCAGCAGGCCACCCAGACCAUCGCGGCCACCACCACCUACCCCUCAGAGAACUUCUAUCUCAGCCCCUCCUAAUAAUGCCCUCUUCAGUAAUUCAGAAACCACUGCAAACCUGGCAGGCAGCGGUCCUCCUCCUGAUAUAGAUGCGACGCCCGGCAUCCCUCCUGUUUCCACACAGGUUCUUCCUGUGAACGUGGAUAGCCAGAGAAUCGGCAAUGUCGCCCAAGGAGCCCUUCCUCCCGGUUGGGAGCAGCGAGUGGAUCAACAGGGACGUGUGUAUUUUGUGGAUCAUGUGGCAAAAAGGACGACCUGGGACAGACCAGAGCCUCUCCCCCCUGGGUGGGAGCGUCGUGUAGAUAACAUGGCGCGAAUCUACUAUGUAGAUCACAUAACACGGACUACUACAUGGCAGAGGCCCACCAUUGAAUCUGUACGUAACUACGAGCAGUGGCAGCUUCAGCGUAACCAGCUGCAAGGGGCAAUGCAGCAGCAGUUCAACCAGAGGUUCAUCUAUGGGAACCAAGAUUAUAGUCAAAAUAAAGAGUAUGAUCCCCUGGGGCCCUUACCUGCUGGAUGGGAAAAGCGGACAGAUGGGAAUGGCAGGGUGUAUUUUGUGAAUCACGCUACACGGACAACUCAAUGGGAGGAUCCAAGAAAUCAGGGGCAACUGAAUGAAAAACCACUGCCAGAGGGCUGGGAGAUGAGAUUCACUGUGGAUGGCGUUCCAUAUUUUGUAGAUCACAAUAGAAGAACCACUACGUAUAUUGAUCCUCGGACUGGAAAAUCUGCCUUAGAUAAUGGACCCCAGAUCGCCUAUGUGAGGGAUUUCAAAGCCAAGGUGCAGUACUUCAGGUUCUGGUGUCAGCAACUCUUCAUGCCGCAGCACAUCAAGAUCACAGUCAAUAGGAAAAGUUUGUUUGAGGAUUCCUUUCAGCAGAUCAUGAGCUUUAACCCACAAGAUCUGAGGAGAAGACUUUGGAUUAUCAUCCCCGGAGAGGAGGGGCUCGAUUAUGGAGGAGUUGCAAGGGAGUGGUUUUUCCUCCUGUCCCAUGAAGUCCUUAACCCCAUGUAUUGCCUGUUUGAGUAUGCCGGAAAAGAUAACUACUGCUUGCAAAUUAACCCUGCCUCCUAUAUCAACCCCGACCAUCUGCGCUACUUCCGCUUUAUUGGCAGGUUCAUUGCCAUGGCAUUAUUUCAUGGCAAAUUUAUAGACACUGGUUUCUCCUUGCCAUUCUACAAACGCAUAUUAAAUAAGCCAGUGGGGCUGAAGGACUUGGAAUCUGUGGAUCCUGAGUUUUACAAUUCUCUCAUCUGGAUCAAAGAAAACAACAUAGAAGAGUGCGGCUUGGAAAUGUAUUUUUCAGUGGAUAAGGAACUGCUUGGGGAAGUUAAAAGCCAUGACCUAAAACCAGAUGGGAGCGAUAUCCAGGUGACCGAGGAAAACAAAGAGGAAUACAUCAGGCUUGUCGCAGAGUGGAGAUUAUCUCGAGGAGUGGAGGGGCAGACGCAGGCAUUUUUUGAGGGUUUUAAUGAAAUUCUACCCCAGCAGUAUUUGCAGUAUUUUGAUGCCAAAGAAUUGGAAGUUCUCCUAUGUGGGAUGCAGGAAAUUGAUUUGAACGAUUGGCAGCGAAACGCAAUCUACCGGCACUACACAAGAACCAGCAAGCAAAUAGUGUGGUUCUGGCAGUUUGCUAAAGAAAUUGACAAUGAGAAGCGCAUGAGACUUCUUCAGUUUGUCACUGGGACUUGCAGAUUACCAGUUGGAGGCUUUGCAGAUUUGAUGGGGAGCAAUGGUCCUCAGAAAUUCUGCAUUGAGAAGGUGGGGAAAGAAAACUGGCUACCUAGAAGUCACACAUGCUUUAACCGUUUGGAUCUUCCACCUUAUAAAAGCUUUGAACAACUUAAGGAAAAAUUGCUCUUUGCAAUAGAAGAAACAGAAGGAUUUGGUCAAGAGUGAGAAGCCCCUGACAUAUCCUCCUGGCACAAUGAGAGUGUGUAUACUGCUGAUCCCCUCCCUGGCCUCCUCCAUUCUCCAAUUAGUUCUUUUUCCUCAAGGAUCCAGUCUUCAGUGACGGCAUAUGGUCUCGCGACAUCUUCCAGACUGUUUUACGUCCUUCUCAGCCGGACCGUUUUCUGCACACCUCUAUCUGUGAUCGGUCACCUGGAGAUACAUGGCUCUCUGUAAAUGUAGCUGAGGCUUUGGUUUUAUUACAGUCUUCCAGGGAUGUGACACUAUGCGUCCCAUGUGGGGAUAACAUUCACAGAGUUCUGUCCACUUUACCCGAGUUCUGCCGCAGGACACCCACAGCCCAUUGAGCUGUAUAUAGCCAUAUUUAUUAUGCACUACGGGAGGGUGUCCUGCGGAGAAACGCUCAAGAGGAAAGUUACCUCUCCUGCUUUCUAAUGAAAGCAAUACCCCGAGGUCUACUCGAAUUAGGGGGUGUUGUUUUUACACCUGUAGAAAGCGGGACUUUGUCUACUUGAUCAUGUCACCUCAGAGCUUGCACAGCGUGGCCUCCAGUCACUGGUUAUUUCGGGAAGCAGACUUUUAAUAGGCAUCUCAUCCCCCAUUAGUUUAUUACUGUAUGGAUUGUCUGCGGUCCUUGUACAGAACAUAAAAGCACUGUAACUUUCAUACAGAUCAUUUUACGUUUGUUCGACAGAUAUCACGUAAACGCGCAUGCUUUCUAUUUCAUAGAGGACCAUUUUAUAGGCGACUGGAGAUUUAGAGCAAACGUCUGAAGAAUCAAGUCUUAAGCUCUUAGAUCUGUCUGUACUCCAUGUGUAUUUUGUACUCUUACUUGAGGCUGAUAACCUGCUUUAUGUGUCUGACAACUGAGCAUGAACCUCACUUGUGUGAUGUCGGUGAAUGUGGUCCAAACCAGGCCUUCUUUAGAACUGCAGGAUCUUAUGGUUCCUAGCCUACAACUGUGUCUGGACUGUCGAGAAAAUAUAUAGCAAGAUGAUGAUGAUGUGACUGACAGCUGAUUAACGAGGUGAUUAUACCACUUGUCCGUGGCGUAAAGGUCACCUGUCACCGGGAAAUUCACUGAUGAACCAGGCACAAUGCCUUGUAGAGCUAGAUAUGCUGAAUGUGAUCAUACCUUUCACUUAGUGAUCCGAUGCGUCGUUCUGGAGGGAAAAAGUGCACCAAGGGGGAGCUCAAGUCACUCUGUGCACCCUUGCUCCUCCUGCUUCCUCUGCCGGCCCCUCCCUCUCCUUCCUGAUUGACAGUAAAGGCUGGAACAGGAAGCAAGGGUGCACAGAGUGACUUGGGAGGCCUUCCUCACAGCACUUA
Bufo bufo (common toad) is the source of this 4033-nucleotide messenger RNA. RefSeq names its product itchy E3 ubiquitin protein ligase (gene ITCH). The transcript is spliced from 24 exons. Gene Ontology annotation, biological process: protein K29-linked ubiquitination; ubiquitin-dependent protein catabolic process; protein K63-linked ubiquitination. The record is from RefSeq and is a predicted model, not a curated record. Bases 140 to 2692 code for a protein of 850 amino acids. NCBI's taxonomy places the organism in Eukaryota, Metazoa, Chordata, Amphibia, Anura, Bufonidae. Gene Ontology annotation, molecular function: protein binding; ubiquitin protein ligase activity.